CCUCGGGCAGCGCCCGGGCGGGUCGCGGCUGCCAUGGCUCGGCCUCGCGUGCGCCUGGUGGUCACCGCCGACGACUUUGGCUACUGCCCGCGGCGCGAUGAGGGCAUCGUGGAGGCCUUCCUGGCCGGGGCGGUGACCAGCGUGUCCCUGCUGGUCAACGGCGCGGCCGCGGAGAGCGCGGCGGAGCUGGCCCGCAGGCACGGCAUCCCCACGGGCCUCCACGCCAAUCUGUCCGAGGGCCGCCCAGUGGGCCCUGCCCGCCACGGCGCCUCGACGCUGCUCAGCCCCGAAGGCUUCUUCCUCGGCAAGAUGGGAUUCCGGGAGGCGGUGGCGGCCGGCGACGUGGCUCUGCCCCAGCCUGGAGCACGCGCAGGCUCGAGGAGGGGUCUUCCUCGGGAGCUGCUCCGGGACCCUCAAGGUGCCAAUCGUCCUCUCCCCCCAGGUUCGGGAGGAGCUAGAGGCCCAACUAAACUGCUUCCGGGAGUUGCUGGGCAGGGCCCCCACACACGUGGACGGGCACCAGCACGUGCAUGUGCUCCCAGGCGUGUGCCAGGUGUUCGCCGAGGCGCUGCAGGCCUACGGGGUGCGCUUCACACGGCUGCCGCUGGAGCGCGGCGUGGGCGGCUGCGCGUGGCUGGAGGCCCCAGCGCGCGCCUUCGCCUGCGCCGUGGAGCGCGACGCCCGGGCCGCCGUGGGCUCUUUCUCCCGCCACGGCCUGCGGUGGACAGACGCCUUCGUGGGGAUGAGCACUUGCGGCCGGCACAUGUCUGCUCAUCGCGUGUCGGGGGCGCUGGCGCGGGUCCUGGAAGGUAUCCCGGCGGGCCAUGCCCUGACAGCCGAGCUGAUGGCACACCCUGGAUACCCCAGUGUGCCUCCUGCUGGGGGUUGUGGUGAAGGCCCUGACGCAUUCUCCUGCUCUUGGGAGCGACUACAUGAGCUGCGUGUUCUCACCGCGCCCACGCUGCGGACCCGGCUUGCCCAGGAAGGCGUGCAACUCUGCGCCCUCGAUGACCUGGACUACAAGAGACCUGGGGAGGGAGUCCCCUGUGAGGCCACUCUGGAACCCUUCCUGGAGCCCUCCCCAUCCUGACCCUACAGACAGCCAAGCACUAAUGCCUUUUGGUGCUGAGGAAGGGGCCAGGAUUAAGCACGGGCACAGCCCUGAACUAGGCUCUUGAGCACGGUCUGUAACUACCCUGGGUGGGACACUGCCACUUUUGUGCCCAGGUUCUCAGGGCUCAGAAUGGCAUCCACAGCUUGGGCAGCCCUUCUUGACUAGAGGGGGGCCAGCCUGUGACAUCAGGGCCCAGGACCUGCAGAGCAUUUGGUGCCCUUUCAUGUUGCAGUGUAAACACUUUCAUUGUUUAAGGGGGAGUGGGGAAGAGAUUGCUACAAUAAUAAAAAAUAAAUUUUCUUUCACA
Messenger RNA from Microcebus murinus (gray mouse lemur), 1421 nucleotides. RefSeq names its product YdjC chitooligosaccharide deacetylase homolog (gene YDJC). The record is from RefSeq and is a predicted model, not a curated record. Gene Ontology annotation, biological process: carbohydrate metabolic process. Gene Ontology annotation, molecular function: deacetylase activity. NCBI's taxonomy places the organism in Eukaryota, Metazoa, Chordata, Mammalia, Primates, Cheirogaleidae.